Molecule: messenger RNA, 1197 nt
Organism: Ylistrum balloti
Lineage: Eukaryota; Metazoa; Mollusca; Bivalvia; Pectinida; Pectinidae
Product: prefoldin subunit 3-like
Exons: 6
Coding region: 26-586 (186 amino acids)
Biological process (GO): tubulin complex assembly; protein folding; microtubule-based process
Cellular component (GO): prefoldin complex; cytoplasm
Molecular function (GO): tubulin binding
Source: RefSeq, a predicted model, not a curated record
GAUUUGGCGAGAGUCAUUUCUAAACAUGGCGACCACCGAAAGCAUGCCCGAACAAACGAAACACGCUGGCAUUCCUUUGGCAGAAUUUGUGGAAGAUGUUGAUAGUUAUAUGCAGAGAGCUAGUAAUGAAUCAGCUGAAGUAGUUCUCAAAAGGCUAGAUGAGCAACACAACAAAUACAAAUUCAUGGAAUACAACCUCAACACUAAAAAGGCCAGGUUAAAGUCCCAAAUCCCUGACAUAAAGACCUCUUUAGAUAUAGUAAAACAUCUACAGUCAAGAAAGGAUUCCACUGACCCAGUAGAGACAAGGUUUUUACUAUCAGAUCAGGUGUAUGCUAAAGCAAAGAUUCCACCUACAGAGAAAGUGUGUUUAUGGUUAGGGGCUAAUGUAAUGCUGGAGUACACAAUUGAUGAUGCCACAAGUUUGUUAGAAAAGAACUUAGAUGCAGCUACCAAAAACCUAACACAAGUUGAUGAUGAUUUAAGUUAUAUUAGAGACCAAACAACAACAUUAGAAGUCAACAUGGCACGAGUUUACAACUGGGAUGUGAAGAGACGCCAGGCAGCCCAGGGAUCAAAGUCUUAGUCUAUAUCCUACUCCAUGUCCAAGUUUUCUAACCUUAAUGAAAAAUCUGACACUUGUUUAUGACAAACUUUUCAAAUAUCAAACUAAUUUGAAAUUUCCUGCCAUUCUUUGCAGUGAAGUUUCCUGACAUUGGAAACAGUUUAAGCUUCUUUGCAGUUUUUCUGAUAUUAAAUGCAGGUUUGUUUCUUUAUAUUGAAAUUUCCUGACAUUAAAAACAGCUUUAGUUUCUUACAGCUAAGGUCUGCAAUGUACUUUUGUGAUGAAUAUUAUGAUUGAUAAGGUGAGGACAUUGCCUGUUUAGACAAGAGAAGGUAUAAGUGAUUUGUAUCGCAAACAAGUAAUCCUCUGCUGCGCACAAUGUAAUGAUGAUGGUUUUUAUCUUAUUUUAAGCAAAAUUUUACUAAAGAAAAUAUAGAAAAUGAAAAACAUCUGAUAUUAUUGAAGAUAUACCAAAAUCUGGACAUUAAGACUUUAAAGUUCGAACAUGGUGAAAACACAGCAGCAUGUGAUGGUUACAGUGACCUAAUUGAACAUAUUUGUGAACAAAAUACUAGUAUGUCUUUUUAUAUUUCAUAAACUUGGAAAUAAAUCCUCUGUAUGAUAUACUCUUA